GAGAGAGCGAGCAAGAACUAAGUUAUUUCACGCUUAUUUGUUUAUUUAUUAUCAUUAUUAUCAUUUAACAUUGAAAUUACACAUUUAAGUAUGCAAGUACGCAUGCGCGCAAAAUACCCCAUUCACUUUUCACGGCCAAAAAGCCCACGUGUCCUGCUGCGUUCACAGCUGAUCGCAGUUCAUUAAAUAAUAAUAAUAAAAAAAAGGUCCACCAGAAAACGAACCAGGAAUAAAAGUGCAGUGUGAAAUAAAAAACUAAUACACAUAUAUACAAAGAAAGAAAAUGUGUUGAAAACAGUCACGUGACUCCUCCGUCUUUUCUGUGAUGAGAGCGAGCGGAACCGCUCAGCACGUUUCACAUCAAGUCUAUGAAGAGUGGCAUCCAAAUCCCACCAUGCUGAAGCAUUAAAAACCCAAACCUGGAAUAUCAUCAUCCUCAUCAUCCUCAUCAUCCUCAUCAUCAUCAUUAGAUUUGUUCUUCCAUGGAGCGGCGAGAAGAGCGCACGCGACGAGAUGAUGUGAUGGUGUGAUGUGAUGUGAUGUGAUCUGAACUCAUCCAUCUGCGCGCAUUCCCCCCCCCCCCCCCCACACACACACAAGUAGUUUUUCUUUUUUUCAAGGAGAGAAAGAAAGAAAGAAAAAAAAAGAAAGGAUGGAGAUGAAGAUCUGGCUGGAACCCAAACACCGAUAGCGUCGGAGGAGAUUUUUCGGGGCGGAAAAAAAAUGUGUGUGUGUAUAAUAAUGAUCAUUAUUAAUACAAUAAUGCGUGGAAAAUGCGUGAAAAAUGCGUGAGAGUUGUUAUUUUCUCCGUGCGCGCGUUUUCCAAAUAACGCAGCGCACAGAAGCCGGAACUUUGCUCACACCACCCUGAGAGCGCAGGUCUUCCCACUAAGGAGACUUCUUCAGCUGGAGGAGCAUCUUGAUGGAGCGCGCAGGCUUGUAGUGCAUUACGAUCAACCACACACAUAUACACACACACACACACACACACACACACACACACAUACCAGGACACACACACAGGAUUCCGACAGGAUCUCAGGGAUGUUGUUUGGGAUGUUUGGGAUCGGGAGGAGAAAGCUGUUCGGGAUCAUCUCCAUGCCGCUCCUCGUGGCUCUGAUGGUCUGCGCUCAGAGCGCCAAUGAACCAGGCAACAUGUCUUUCGUAAAAGAAACAGUGGACAAGCUCCUGAAAGGAUAUGACAUCCGUCUUCGUCCUGACUUUGGAGGUGCGCCGGUGUCAGUGGGGAUGACCAUCGAUGUGGCCAACAUAGACAUGGUGUCUGAAGUCAACAUGGACUUCACUCUGACGAUGUAUUUCCAGCAGUACUGGAGGGAUAAACGCUUGGCGUACUCAGGGAUUCCUCUGAACCUCACCCUGGAUAACAGAGUGGCUGAUCAGCUCUGGGUUCCUGACACCUACUUCCUGAACGAUAAGAAGUCCUUCGUCCAUGGAGUGACAGUGAAGAACCGCAUGAUCCGCCUUCACCCAGACGGAACGGUUCUGUAUGGGCUGAGAAUCACUACGACUGCUGCUUGCAUGAUGGAUCUGAGGAGAUACCCGCUAGAUGAACAGAACUGUACCCUGGAGAUUGAGAGCUAUGGCUACACGACAGACGAUAUUCAGUUCUACUGGAAAGGAGGAGACAACGCCGUAUCCGGUGUGUCCCAAAUCGAGCUUCCGCAGUUCUCCAUUGUGGACUACAAACUGGUGUCCAGGAACGUCGUCUUCUCCACAGGAGCUUAUCCACGCCUGUCACUCAGCUUUAAGCUGAAGAGGAACAUCGGCUACUUUAUCCUGCAGACCUACAUGCCUUCCAUCCUGAUCACCAUCCUGUCCUGGGUCUCCUUCUGGAUUAACUACGAUGCCUCAGCAGCGAGAGUGGCUUUAGGUAUCACGACUGUCCUCACCAUGACCACCAUCAACACCCAUCUUCGAGAGACGCUGCCCAAGAUCCCAUACGUUAAAGCCAUAGAUAUGUACCUGAUGGGCUGCUUCGUCUUCGUCUUCUUAGCACUGCUCGAAUAUGCCUUCGUCAAUUAUAUCUUCUUCGGACGAGGCCCUCAGAUGCAGAAGAAGAUGGCAGAGAAGGCGGAGAAAGCCAACAACGACCGAAACAAAUACGACGGAAACAAGUCUGUUCAGGAGGGAGGGAAUUGCAAAGCGUCAGGACUUAAACAGUCCAAUCAGGUACAAGGUCACCGUCACUCACGAGGGGUGGACUCUCAGGGGAACAUCCUGCUGACCACGCUGGAGAUCCAUAACGAAGUGGCCGGAAACGAGAUCACCACCAGCGUCAGCGAUGGCAGGAACUCCACCUCGGUCAUGUUGGAUAACUCAGGGAUCCAGUACCGGAAGGCGAGCGGGCCGAGGAGGCACAGCCAGGAGAGAAACGCUCAGCCCAAAAAGGCUCGACUGCGCAGACGCUCUUCACAGCUGAAAAUCAAAAUCCCAGAUCUCACGGACGUCAACGCCAUCGAUCGAUGGUCACGGAUAAUCUUCCCUGCCGUCUUUUCCCUUUUUAAUCUCAUCUACUGGCUUUACUACGUCAAUUAAACCGCCCCUGCGAGCGUCCUUUUUCUUUUCUUUCCUUAUUUUUUUAAGGACUUAAGGAUUUUUUUUGAGGAUUUUUUCUACACUUCUGUCCCCACAGACAGCGUUCACACUUACAGACAAAUUCUUAUAAAAAACAGACAAAUCUGAUCCGUAACGGACUCAAGGAAUUUUAUAGACAUUUUGAAGUCGCGAGACUUCCGCAUGAUGCGAUUACACACUUUAUAUCGACUCAUAUCAGCCUGCAUUAACAAGAAAAAGAGAGAGGAGAUGAAAUGAAAUGAGAAAAAAAAGAAUAAAAGAGAUGAGAUUAAAUGAGUUGAUAGGAGAAGAGAGGAGAAGUGAAGAGAAUCAGAUGAGAGUAGAUAUGACAAAGAGAUAAAAGGAGACAAUAUGUGAGAAGAGGAGAAAACAAUUGAAAACAAAACAAAAAAGAGAUAGGGUGAGAAGAGAAGAGAAGAGAAGAGAAGAAGAGAAGAGAAGAGAAGAAGAGAAGAGAAGAAGAAGAGAAGAGAAGAGAAGAGAAGAGAAGAGAAGAGAAGAGAUUAAAUGAAAUGGGAGGAUAUGAAAAGAGAAGAUAGGAGAUGAGACAUAAGGAGAUUUGAUGAAAUGAGAGGAGUAAAGACAAAGAUAUGAGAGUAGACAAUAUGAGAAAAAGAAAGAGAAAUGAAAAAGAGAAGCCAAGAAAUGGGAUAGCAUAGGAUGGGUAAAGAAAAGUGAAGAUAGGGUAGGAGAGGAGAGGAGACUAGAAAUGAGGAGUAAAGACAAAUAGAUGAGAGGAGACAAGAUGAGAAAGAAGAGAAGAGAAAAUAAGAGAUUAAAUGAGAAGAUUGGUGCAGAGAGAAGAAGUAAACAUAAGAGAUAAGAUGAGAGGAGAUAAGACAAAGAGAUGACAGGAGGCCAGAUGAGAUGAGAUGAGAUGAGAUGAAAUGAGAGAAGACAAGAUGAGACAAGAUUAGAUGAGAGAAGAUGAGAUGAGAUGAGAUGAGACGAGAUGAGACGAUUGGGGAAGAGAUGAGAACAGAAGAGAUUAGUUGAGUUGAUUAGUUAACAGGGUAGCAGAAAGAUAAAGAUAUCAAAGAGAAGUGACAUGAUGAGAGAAGAGAUUCAAUGAAAGUAAAUGAGAGGAUAGGAGAAGAGAAGUGAAGAUAGGAGGCAAAGAAGAGAAGAUUAAAAGAAAUGAGGAGUUCAAACAAAUAGAUGAGAGGAGCCAGGACAAGAAGAAAAGACAGAAUAGAAGAUGAAAGGAUAAAAUACAAAAAGUGAUGAGAUGAAACAGAAUGAAAGGAGAGACCUUGAGAGACAAUGAGACGAGGGGAGAAAAGAGUGAAUUUUGUAGAAACGAAUGGGAAACAUUGUGAUGGCUGGAAUGAGGUGUGUAUGAGAGCGAACGUUGGAAAUGCAAUACGGCGUGUGUUUCAGGGCUUUUCAGCGCUGCCUGUUUCUCCAUCAGCAGUUCUGUUGAUUUUUGAUGAAAUAAUUCGUAUGUGAUCACGUAUGAAUGGAAUAUUUGUAUAUAGACGUUCUGUUCCUUUAAGUUUCGGUUUGAGGACAUGAUUGCUCACACACUCGGUGUAAACUCGCUAUAUUUCGCUUCCUUUAUGACUCGAGUGUGUGAGGAAAAGGGGCGUGUCCGAAUCAGGGCUGAUAUUUAUGCAUUAUCUUUAUUCUUCUUUCUUUUGGGAACACGAGUUCUCUGGAACGAGUAUGUUACUAGCAUUUAGCAUGUGUGUUUUUAAUUCCCACGCCGGUUUUUAGUCAGUGUUUGAGUGGAAUAAUCUCAGCGUAGGCCUUAUGUAAAUCUCCCUGCUCCACCUUUCAAUUUCCUUCUCCGUUCAAUUUUUCUUUCUUUCUAUUUAAUACAGGCUAAAAGAAUUCCCUCUUUUUUUCAUUUCUCUGGUUUUGACAGCACCACGUAAUCAUCGAUCAUUAGAAGGAUUUGUCUCAGGGUGUUCAUCCGAGAUGUUUCUGAUUAUUAUAUCAGUAUUCGGUGUGCUGUGAUUAAUUUGUACUAUAACCCACAUGUACGCUGAAAGAACAAUGGCAUGUUAUUGUUUAUAUCUUCAGAACUCCGUCUGAUUGUAUUCCGUCUCGCUUUUGGAAAUAGCUUCGCUUCAGGGACCAAUGGCGUACGAUGUCUAACAAAAGGGUCGCGUCAUUUUAUUAACGCCGCGUCACGUCUGCACUUACGUCACGUCGGCGGUUGACCCUUCGUUUGUUUGAGGCUUCGUUUUGAUUUCUAUAAGAUGUUGUAAAUACGUGACGAAAUUCCCAGAUACUCUUCGUUUUUAUUUUAUUUAUAACCACCAGAUUCAACCUGUUUUUUUUUUUCUUCCCCAUCACAUCUCUAUGAACAGUGUUUCUAAAUCAGUAGAUCUGUGUGGGAUGGGGAUGAUAAGGGCAUUGGUUUCAAAUAAUAAAAUUUACUCUUUCAAGUCUA
Silurus meridionalis is the source of this 4993-nucleotide messenger RNA. It is a transcript of the gene gabrb3, whose product is annotated as gamma-aminobutyric acid type A receptor subunit beta3. Gene Ontology annotation, cellular component: membrane; synapse; GABA-A receptor complex. The transcript has 10 exons. Lineage: Eukaryota; Metazoa; Chordata; Actinopteri; Siluriformes; Siluridae. Gene Ontology annotation, biological process: regulation of membrane potential; monoatomic ion transmembrane transport; chemical synaptic transmission. Bases 1045 to 2556 code for a protein of 503 amino acids. Gene Ontology annotation, molecular function: extracellular ligand-gated monoatomic ion channel activity; neurotransmitter receptor activity; GABA-A receptor activity. The record is from RefSeq and is a predicted model, not a curated record.